This is a messenger RNA of Triticum aestivum (bread wheat), 1339 nucleotides long. Its product is annotated as putative protein Brevis radix-like 5. Bases 98 to 1075 code for a protein of 325 amino acids. NCBI's taxonomy places the organism in Eukaryota, Viridiplantae, Streptophyta, Magnoliopsida, Poales, Poaceae. The transcript is spliced from 3 exons. The record is from RefSeq and is a predicted model, not a curated record.
AAUUUUCAUCUUUUUUCCCGAUCCAACUUCAACUUCGUCCCAGGAGCGGUACAGCCAGGAGAGGGGAGGGAGGAGGAGCGGCCGGCCGGCGAUCGAUAUGCACGUGUGCUUCCGUGGCGGCGCCGGCGACAGCAGGGCCGCCAGGUCCAUCAGGGGCUUGGCCAAGAACAUGAAGGCCAUGUCUCUCAAGGCGAAGGCGGCCGGGGGCGUCGGUCAUGCGCGGCGGAGGCAGCGGAGGGAGGCAGACCCCCGCGAGCGCUACAAGGAUGGUUCGGGACCGACGUCGGCCAAGAUCGCGCCGGCGCAGCUGCAGGACGAUCGCCGCCAUGAUCAUCUGCUGCACACGGAGGAGGACUGCGACAAGGGCUGCUCUCCUUCGCUGGACGCCGACGACGAUGCGGCUGAGAAGGGCGACGACGGUGCCGAGGAGUGGGUGGCGGAGCCGGAACCGGGCGUGCUGAUGACGCUGGCGCCGCGCCCCGACGGCACCAACCGCCUCCGGAAGGUGCGGUUCAGGGACGAGCUGUUCGACGACUGGGCGGCGCAGAGCUGGUGGGCCGACAACCACGACCGCAUCGUCGAGCUCUACAGCCUUGUCAACCAGGCCGACGGCGGUGGCAACGACGACACACCUGUCACCCCAUGCCAGUCCGAAUCCGACGAAGAAGAACCGCUGCCGGAUGAUGCGAUGGCGGCCGGCGAGCCGUCCAGCGGGAGCAGGUCGAGCGGCACGGCGGGGUCGCCGAUACUGGGCCUGGUCACCGCGCCCGACACCCUCAGAGGAUGCAAAACGCCACCAGCAGUGACCUCGACACCUAAAGCGGUGGCGCCGGUGGCCCAAGAAGACGACGAGGAGGAGGAGGGCGACAUCAGCGACCACCAGCAGAGGAACACGCCGUGGACGGAGUGGGUCGAGGAGUACGAGCCCGGCGUGUUCAUCACCGUCCGGGCAUACCCCGACCACCCCCUACAGCUCCGGCACGUCGAACUCAGCCGUGAGAAGUUCGGCGAGGUAAAGGCGAGGGUGUGGUGGCAGGAGAACAAGGACAGGCUGCGCAGCUUCUACUCCUUCUGAAGCCGGCCGCAUCCAUGUCUUCGGUCUGGUUACAGAUAAACAUAAUAUGCUCAUAAUCUGCAUUGCAAGCUGAAGAAAAGGGAAUAAUGGAAUUAUAGUAGUACUCCUAUGCUACUGCACUGAAAAAGGAUACAUACAAAUACAGUACAUGUUCUAAUUCUUUUUUGUUUUGUUUUGCGGGAAACCUAAUACUUGUUCUAGACACUUGGCGAAAUUGUGUCUGCGAUUCCUGUAAUCCUCUUCAGUUGUAGUACUUACAUUAGU